Molecule: messenger RNA, 1313 nt
Organism: Zea mays
Lineage: Eukaryota; Viridiplantae; Streptophyta; Magnoliopsida; Poales; Poaceae
Source: RefSeq, marked provisional
CACGGAAUCACGGAUCACCCCACCACCACACCCAUGGGCCCGAUCAAUGGCCGCCGCCGCCGCCGUCUCCUGCUCCUCGCCGCGGUUGCUCUCGCCGGCGCCGCCGUGGACGCGCAGCCCGACUACUUCAACCCCAAGAAUUUCAACCCGUCCAUGGCGAUUGUCAUGGUCGUGCUGGUCACGGCCUUCUUCCUGCUCGGCUUCUUCUCCAUCUACCUCCGCCGAUGCGCGGGGCCCCCGCUGGGCGGGCCCGACGACCACUACCAUGCGAGGCAGCUGGGUCUGGGGCUCGGCAACAACAGCUACGCGCCGCCGCCCAGCAGGAGGAUGCGCGGCCUCGACCGGGCCGUGCUCGACUCCUUCCCGACCAUGGCCUACGCCGACGUCAGGGCGCACAAGGGCGCGCUCGAGUGCGCCGUCUGCCUCAGCGAGUUCGACGACGGCGACACGCUCCGGCUGCUGCCCAGGUGCGCCCACGCGUUCCACACCGACUGCAUCGACGCCUGGCUCGCGUCGCACGUCACCUGCCCCGUCUGCCGCGCCAUCCUCCUCGUCCCCGACGCUGCCGAGCCCACCGCGUUGGCUGCUGCCCCUGUCACUGCAGCGCCGGAUGAUGACCAUGCCGUGGUGGUCGACGCCGCAGCCGCUGCCGGGGAGACCGAGGACCAGAGGCUCAGGAGGGAGGAGGCCGCCGAGCUGCUGCGGAUCGCCAGCGCCAAGCGCGCGCUGCGAAGCAACAAGUCGCAGUUCCCGCGCUCGCACACCACGGGCCACUCGCUCGCCGCGCCGUCGCCCGCCGGCUCGCCUAGUUCCACCUCGGACGCGGAGCGCUACACGCUGAGGCUGCCCGACCACGUUCUCCGGGAAGCCGUCGCCGCGGCCAACCUUCGCCGGUCUGCGAGCGUCCAGACGGGCGCUGACGGGACCACCACGCGCCGCGGCUUCGCCAUCGCCGGCCGCGCUGGAACUGGAAGGAGCGUCCGCCUCGGCAACUCCUCCGGCCGGUGGCCCAGUAUGUCCCUCCUCCUGGCGCGCACCUUCUCCGCCAGGCGCCCAGUGACGCGGCGCGGUGAGGCCGACGCCGACGCACCAGACAAGUUCGCAGGCUACGACGGCAAAACCAUCGUGGAGCAGUGCCACGACGGCGGAGCUUGCUCGCUUGUUUGACGCGCCGUUCAUUCUUCUACUACACUAUCCUAGUCGGCUAGUCCCAGUAAAAAAAAAUUAGAGUGGAUUUGUAUAUAUACAAAUUAUUAUUAUUAUUGUAACUUGAACUUUCGGUUACAAUAAGCAGAUUAUUCAUCCGUUUGGUU